This is a messenger RNA of Phymastichus coffea, 369 nucleotides long. RefSeq names its product probable salivary secreted peptide. The record is from RefSeq and is a predicted model, not a curated record. NCBI's taxonomy places the organism in Eukaryota, Metazoa, Arthropoda, Insecta, Hymenoptera, Eulophidae. Bases 1 to 369 code for a protein of 122 amino acids. The transcript has a single exon.
AUGUCCUAUCAACGUACCAUUCUCGUUGUCGUCCUCUCGGCCAGUGUACUAUGUCUAGCACUAACAACUUUAGCAAGGUCUAAAAAUGUAAUCAGUGGAUCUCGUCAAUACGGCGAUUUUUUAACCCAUCGUGAAAUCAUUCAGAAGGACUCCAAGUGGUUGCAAAUCAUUGAAUCUUACAAAACUUUUGUCCCUAAUAAUGGUGAAAAAAUCACUCAAGUCCGUUUGAUAGAUGAAAAUCAAAAGGGUCACGGUGCCACUGCAACAAUUAUCGCCGGUGGACCCGGUUUUACUUUUGUCACUCUUCACUACAAAAGCACGCGUGGAAAUAACAUCGAUUUUAUUACUGAAAUUUACGGAAGGAAUUAA